AUGGUGAAGAUUUUUUGUGAGACAUAUUCUCCGGUGGCACGAUCAACUUCUAUUAGACUAUUGGCAGCAUUAUCUGCGGAAAUAGGUUUAGAAAUUCAUCAAAUGGAUGUCGUAACUGCAUAUUUAAAUGGAGAACUUGAAGAAAAAGUCUACAUGAAUCUGCCAGAACAAUUACAUGAGUUAUUAUAUAAAAUUGUGAAUAAGAAACCAUUGGGUACUAUUCAAAAACCGGCUACUGAGAAAAUUAGAGAUACAGCGAAGACCUGGCUGAAAAAUAUUGAGAAAAGCCCAGAUCCCGUAUGUUUAUUGAAGAAAGCACUAUAUGGAUUACGUCAAUCAGGGGCAUUAAUGUAUUUGGCAGUAACUACAAGACCAGAUAUUGCCUAUGCAGUAAAUUAUUUAAGUCAAUUUAAUACGAAUUACGAUACACACACAUUGGAACGCAGCAAAGAGAGUGCGCCUAUCAGUUGGGAAGCGCGAAAACAGAAAAUAGUAGCUCAAUCAACAACGGAAGCUGAAUAUAUAGCUUUGAGUGAGGCAACAAGGGAAGCUAUAUAUUUGAACGAAUUAUUGAAGACUCUAGAUAUAGGAAGUGAAACGGUUACAUAUAUAAUGACAGCCAGAGUGCUAUACAACUUCGAACAGAUGCCAGCAGAUAUGCUUACUAAAGGUUUGACUAGAAAUAAACACGAAGAGUGUCUGAGGAGAAUUGGAAUGGAUGGACUGCAAAUAGUAUAA
This is a messenger RNA of Ctenocephalides felis (cat flea), 738 nucleotides long. RefSeq lists its product as uncharacterized. The coding region runs from base 1 to 738 and encodes 245 amino acids. The record is from RefSeq and is a predicted model, not a curated record. The transcript has 4 exons. NCBI's taxonomy places the organism in Eukaryota, Metazoa, Arthropoda, Insecta, Siphonaptera, Pulicidae.